Guillardia theta CCMP2712 is the source of this 7329-nucleotide messenger RNA. RefSeq lists its product as hypothetical. The transcript has 2 exons. The record is from RefSeq and is a predicted model, not a curated record. The coding region runs from base 1 to 7329 and encodes 2442 amino acids. Lineage: Eukaryota; Cryptophyceae; Pyrenomonadales; Geminigeraceae.
AUGGAAAACGAAAUUCAUUCUGGGAAUGCAGAAUUUCUUUUUGUGAGACCCCCCACUAUCACGAAUUUGACACCUUCCUUCUGCAAACUCCAACAAAAGACGCAGAUUCAAGUAUACGGGACAGACUUCAGAGAGGACUCCAUGUGGUGUCGAGUGGGGACUCAAGUCACCGCCGCAAGGACUGCGUCCUCGACGUUGCUGCAUUGCAUCGCCUCAGCAACGCGUGAGGAGCCGAAGGUAUACGUUGAGGUGUCGCUCAACGGAGUCGACUUCACGCAGGACGAGAAGGUGUUAUCCUUCUACGAGGCGCCUGAGGUGCACCGGAUCGAGCCCUCAUGCGGACCCGAGAGCGGGGAGACCCCGGUGACGCUGAUAGGGAGAGGCUUCGAAGCGGACGCGGGGGUGGGUUGCAGGUUCGGAGAAGGCUCGGAGCCGAGCAGGGGGCGAUGGAUAGCUGCCAACAUGAUUAGCUGUACGACGCCACGGCACGACGCCGGGAACGCGACUCUGAGUCUCCAGGUGUUAGGGAGCUGGUUUAGCACGGGGACAAGCUUCUUGUUUCUGCGAGGCUUCGCGGUCUCGCACUUGAAGCCUCGCAGGCUCUUCUCGCAUCAGACGGGCAGCAUCACGGUGUUUGGCCGUGGCUUCGACUAUAAGUCAGAAUACUGGUGCGACUUCCGACAUGAUGAAGCGCAUCCGCAACUGGCAGUCUGGCUGACCUCGACUAAGCUUGCUUGCCUGUCGCCGAGUCAGACGCCAGGGGAAAAGCUGCUGUAUGUCUCUCAAGAUGGCGGCGCGAUGACAUCAGAGCUCGUGCUGGAAGUGAUAGCAGCCCCUGAGAUCACAGAUGUAGUGCCAUCGCUAGGGGUGACCUCCGUUCCUACAAGGCUGGAGGUUGUGGGAUCAGGCUUUCAAGACGGGUUUCUCUGCUGUAUGGGCACGACCGUCUUGCCUUCGUCGGUUGUGUCUGACAGCAAGAUUGAGUGCACAAUUCCUGCCACAGCCGUCCCGGAGGAUCUGACGAUUGGCAUAGGCAUGGAAGAUACUGAGUGCACAGAGCAUCCGAGCGGUCAAGUGCGGAUCAUGGAGGCGUGCUCUCUAGUUUCAGCGUUGCCAGACGUGGGCUCCUCAAGCGGGAGGAACGAAAGCGUCAUUCUGACAGGAAAGGGGUUUGUGAAGGAACAAGAUCGUGAGUGCUGGUUCGGGGCGGCAAAGUCGACGAGCUUGUGGCUCUCGUCAAGCCUCGUGACCUGCGAGCUGCCGCCGCAUCCAGCAGGCUCGGUGGUGAUAUCGCUAUCUAUGCAAGGAGUGAAGUACUGCGAGAGCAGCUUCAACUUCACCUACCUUGGCGAAGCAUCGGUACAAGCUAUCAGGCCAUCGGCUGUUUACGAGACUGGAGGCACUGAGGUCACGCUGUCGGGGCACUUCAUGCACAGGGUCACCUUUGAGUUGCUGGUAGGCGACCAUGCGAUGUCUUGUCAAGUCCAAGACUCGGACCAGGCCACAUGCGUGACCCCCCCCAAGCUCAAGGGAGUCUAUCGCCUGAGACCCUCGGCACACAGCAUGGAAAUCAACCCAGCGUGUGUAGUACGAUACGUGGGCUUACCCUCUGUGUCCAGCAUACAUCCAACGUCAGGCCCCAGCCAGGGAGGGACACGUUUGCUCCUCGAGGGAGAAGACUUCGAGGCUGAGAUGUUGCUGUGUGCGUUUGCAAGAGUGCGAGUGUGGGCAGAGGUACGAUCGAGUACUGUCUGUGAGUGUGUUGCGCCAGCGUCGUCUGAGGGAGGAGGGAGGACGAGCCUUCGCCUUGUGAUACGAGACGUUGAUUACAUAGUUGGAGAGCAAAGCUACAUUUACUACGAGCCACCCCGGAUCGAUGAGAUCAAGCCGUCGGCAGCAAGGGUGGGGCAAGAGGAGAAGAUCACCAUCCUCGGGAGGAAUCUGGACAGGGAGUGUGGGAUCACUCUCGGGUCUCAGCGGGCAGAAGUAAGCGAGUAUGUCUCGUCCACCAUGGUGGUAGUGUUGGUGCCUGGGCGUGCAAGGUCAGCGUGGCAGGGGAACAUGACUGUUGGGAUCAGCAGGAAUGGAGUUGACUGGGACACCCAUGGGUUUGGGUACGAAUGGACUUCGGGGUUUGUGGUGAUGAGGAUAGAGCCUUCAGUCGGGGGCGUGGACGGAGGAGAUUGGAUCAGGGUGGAGGGGUAUGGGUAUGCAAAGGAGGUGGUGAACAUCAACUUUGGUGAUCGUCAGGCCAGGUGUAAUGUGACUUCGGAGUGGGAAGUGAGCUGCCUGUCUCCUCGCGGCGAGGCAGGGCAAGUGUCAGUGUACGGGGAAGGGUCGAGGGAGACAGAGGGGGCGUGGUUUGUGUAUCACCAACGGGUACGGGUCGAAAAGAUCUGGCCGACAUCUGGAUCUGCUCUUGUCCGUACUCAGGUCACAUUGACUUUUAAGCAUUUAAAGGAUGUCACCUGGAUCUCAUGCAAGGUUCAGAAUUCUGCUAUUACGACACUCAUUAUCUCCUCUUCAAGCAUUGUUUGUGAGAUACCUGCGCAACAAGCUCAACAAUUGUCUAUCUCCAUAUUUGAAAGCAAUUUCUUCAUUACAAGCUUUCCAUUCAAACUGUUUGAUUCUUCCACUUUCUUCCAGGUGAAACCGUCGACCUUCUUGGCAAAUCAAGCAUCAAUCAUGACCAUCUUUGGUUCUAACUUUCAAGAGGAAGACUGGACCAAAUGUAUCUUCGGCAUGAACAGAACUUUCCACGCUCUCUUCCUCACAAGUUCCAUGUUGCAAUGUACAGUUCCUGCUCUUUCAGUCGGAAAUUAUAGUGUUGUUUUCAAGAAUUCUUAUCUCAGCGUCCUGAAUUCGUCCGCGAUAAUAAUUGAGAGACCGGUGAAAGUAAGACAUGUACUACCAUCGUUUGGUCCAAUCUCCGAAGCUUUUAUUGUUCGAGUUGUUGGUGAUGGAUUUUCUGCGGAAAAGUCAUAUCAAUGCUUGGUUGGUGAGAGCAAGACAGCAGCAAAGUGGAUCAGUGCUGAGAUGCUCUCCUGCUCAGUUCCUCCCCGGAACCAACCAGCUAAGGUUCCCUUCCUCGUCGCUGCAAGCUCGGAGGGCUUUUAUGUGCCAGGCAUGCUCACUUUCGUCUAUCAAGAUCCCUUCGCACUGUGGCGAGUUGAGCCGAGCCUGGGAUCGAUGCAGGGAGGGAUUCUUGUCACUGUCGUUGGUGGGUUCAAUCUCCAAGUCAAAGGUGUGACAUGUUCGUUCGGCUCCCGCAGAUCCCUCUCGUCCACACUUGUCUCCUCGUCUGAAUUGAUCUGUCAAGUUCCUGCGUGGCCAAGGGCCGUGGAGGUGACGACCAUUCAUUUGUUAGCUCAGGACGUUCCUAUCUCUACUAAGAACCUCUCAUUUCAAUAUUUCCCCGUGCCCCAGCUCCAAUCGGCAGACCCCUCGGCUUCUGUCGCGGGUUGUUCGGUUGUGUUCACUGUGCAUGGCAAAAAUUUCGCAUUCACAAAUCGUAUUCUUUGCAAGGUAGGGGAGGAAGUACUGUCUGCAGUCCUGAACAAGGAUGAUGAAAUCAUUUGCAAUGGUACUUUGUAUGCUAUUGGAAAUCAAAGUUUGUCAAUAUCCAACAACGCAGUAGAAUAUGCUGAAUCGAACUUGACAUUUUUGGUGCAUAGUGAGAUUAAAAUUUCUCACGUCCUUCCUUCAUAUCUGUGGAUGGAUGAACGAAUCAAUAUCACUGUAUAUCUGGAAUCUAGCAUGAUUGACGCUGACUCAGUCUGUGUCAUCGAUGGUCAGAUUUCUGGUAUUCAUAUCAUAUCCUCUCAAGCGAUCACUUGUCUCAGUCCGCGUGUUAACCACACAGAGAUUGAAGUGUAUCUACAAGUCCUCAGAACCCAGGUGAAGUCCAACUCUUUCAAGCUUGCGGUCAUGCCAAGAAUCACAAUACUUGCGCUCUCUCCGUCGCUCGGUGCUGUCACUGGGGGAACGCGGAUUAGCAUCACUGGAAACAACUUCACUGUUGGACCAAGUUUGCAGUGUCAAUUUGGUUCAAUCAGAGUUCCAGGCAUUGCUGUAUCGAGUACAAGAAUCACCUGCACAUCACCAGGUUCAGCAUUACCCAUCGAGAGCAAAGUGCAGGUGGUUGAUUACAUCGGACGAUACGCCUCGAAUGAUUUGGAGUUCAUUUUCCACAAAGUUGUUGAGGUUCAUCGUGUGUUUCCGAUCUUUCUUUCCGCCCAGAUGGAUCAAACAUUCACGAUCUUUGGAUCAAAUUUCUUGAGCGAACUCUAUUUCUCCUUUGAGUAUUCCUCUGUGCUUAAAGGAGUCGUUUUGUCUGACAAACUUGCUGUCUGUAAUGUGACAUUCACAGAAGGGCAGAGUGAACUGUUGAUCUCAACAAACAAACAAGAUUGGAGCCAGACAGGUUUCACUAUCUCAUUUGCUCAACCUUUCAAGAUAUAUUCUAUCAGGCCAUCGUUGGGAUACCCUCAUGAAUAUUUCAUGGUGACAAUCUUUGGUGAAAAUUUCAAUGUCAACAAUUCUUACACCUGCUUCGUACAAAGGAUAGACACGGCUGCUAUGAUGAUAAGUAGCUCAAUGUUGCUGUGCCCUCUCAUUUACGAUAGGAGCGCAAAUCAAAUUCAGAUCUCCGUCUCGAGUGUAAAUCAGACAUCUAUCGGAAACGAGUUGUUUUAUCAAAUUCAGUCUUCUCCUAGAAUCUUCAGCUUUGUUCCAAGCAAGGCUCCUGUGCGAUUGAAUACUCCUAUUACAGUGCAGGGUGAACAAUUUGUUGAUUCCGAAACAAUUCUAUGCAAGAUCGAUGAUUCUGAAUCUCCAGGGUAUUUUGUAAGCACGUCCUUAAUUAUCUGUAUAGCUCGACGAAACUCUCCUGGCAUGUUCACAUUGACGAUUGAUUUCAACGUUUCAUCUACAUCCGAUUCUCCUAUUUUCGUCUUCGAAGAUGCGGCUCAUUCUUAUAAUUAUUCACAAGAUUCGCUUAAACACUUUCGAGACAGGUAUUCAUCGCUGCUCUCUGUCAGGAUUUCUGGAGUGUUCCCAACCAUGGGAUCCACAGAAGGAGGGCAAACACUGACCAUCGCCGGUAGCUUUACCCGCUCGGAUAGUCUAGUAGUUUUCUUCGACGAUUUCAAAGCAAAUCUUGAUUUCGUCUCAUCAACUGCCAUGUCCUGCAGAAACCCAAAACAUCGAGAAGGUCUGGUUUCCAUUCGAGUAUCAUUCGACAAUUUCGAGCCAACCAGAAAGAUUGGCACUUUUAGAUAUCUCCAAGUGUGCCAGAUGCAACUGCUCUCACAACAGAAUGUUUUUGCAGAGAAAGCCCAUGAAAUCUUCGUUUUUGGCAAGUUUUUUGACGAUUCCACUGUCUUCAAGGUGUCGGAGCAACAAGUUAUGUCUGAGAUGGUAUCGUCGACCAUGGCUUCUCUUCACGUACCACCCCUGUCGUACGGCAUGGUCUUGAUCUCCUGUUCAACAGCCAGCCUAGAUUCCAACAUCAAGCUCCCUGUGUAUGUUCGAACUCCUUUGAAGAUCCUGAAAAUUUCACCCACCCAGGCGUUUAUCGGAGAGCCUAUACAGGUGCGGAUGUUGUUGGAUUAUCUGCCGUACGAGGACACGUUCCACUGUCAAUGGGGUACCACCAGGUGCAGGUUCAUCAAAGAGGAUGUUCACCUUGCAACCUGCGCGUGCCCUUUGGCGUCUGCGCCAGGCUCGUAUGAAAUCAGUAUCACCAGCUGGGACUUCCACCUAAUCUCUUCCUCUGUCGCUCAAUUCAAGUACGACAAGUCCCGGUUCCUCGCUGAGCCUUCAAAGUCCUCGACCACAGGCGGUCAGGUUGUGACUAUCAGUGGACUGUUACCUCUUGGACUCCUCUACUGCAAGUUCGAUCAGAACGUCGCUCUGGCCCUGCGCUUGACUGCGAGUCAGAUGUCGUGCCAAACUCCGUCACAUGCACCGGCCCUUGUGAAAUUGGCCGUCUUGUCGGGAGACACAAUCUUAUCCUCCGUUCCUUUCCUGUACCUCAGCGAUCAGUUCGUGAUUUCGCUCUUGCCGUCGUUGGGUCCCUCCCAAGGUCAAACGCCCAUCAGUGUCAUCGGCAGCCUUUUCAACCCUGACAUCCAUUACUCGUGCGUUUUCACAUCCCAGAGAGAUUCAGAUUUGAUCACCAGCAGCGAAGCAUCGAAUCAUGUGGCUGCAUACCCGCAAACUUCUACGUUGAUUGUUUGCAAUAGUCCUCCUCAUCAGACUCAGGCAGUCUUCGUGUAUCUUUCGGGUUCUGAACGAGUGAUUCAACAAGACAACAUGUUCAUUUUCUAUGAUGCAGAGAUAUCUUCUCUGCGUCCUACAUUAGUGAAGGAGCACGGGGGAACAAGGAUCUCAGUUCAAGGGGGCGAUUUUCCUGAGGCUCUCUCACUGAUGUGUAAGUUCUCAGACACCUUGGUCAGCGCUACUUGGAUUUCGAUCUCGAUGCUUGUCUGCGACAGCCCUGCUCUAAGUGAGGGUAGCAAGCAGCUGUUCGUCACUAUCAACGGGCUUGACUUCAUCUCAGCUUCAUCUCAGAUCGCAACGUUCAAGGACCCAACCCUCCUCGCAUGCUCUUUGACAACUUUUGCUGACGGCUCAGCCUCGGUUGCCGUUGUCGGGCGAUUUUUCACCGAGUCCAUGUUUUGCAAGCUAGGAGAAUACGUCUCUACCUUGUCGGAAUUCGUCUCCUCCUCUUCGGUACUGUGUGGUCUUCCCGCUGCAGUCAUUGGUGACAGAGCGAACGCAUCGCUUCAGUUGUCAGGCAACGGAGUUGACUUCAGCAGCGGCUGUCCCCUGAAACUCAAUGCAACGAGCAACAACGAGAGCUGGCAGCACAGGUGGCUUCUGAGCAUGGAUACAAAGGGCACCGUAGGUACACCAUCUGUACAGGAUUUCAGACGGUUGAUCUCUGACGUCUUUAAGUAUGAGCAACAACAAGACGAGUGUCAGGAGUCUCCAACAAGACUGUCCUUGAUGUUCGACCUUGUAAACCCUCUCACAGGAAAUGAUUCAGCUGUUCUUUGCGAUCCCUUCAGUGCCUCUCUGAUGACUGCAAACCCUCCAGUCAGUUUACACUUGGCACUUGCCAACGUAAGAGCUGUCGACUCGAUCUCCCAAACUCCUUGUGCAUCAGUACAACUUUCACAAGAGCAAGUCGCCGUCACAGGAGCGUUGAGUGUUUCGUCUCAGAAAUGGAUAUCUGCCGUCAACUCUGACGUCGAACAUGGAGAGGUAUCAUUCUGGAUGGCACAAAGUGCACACCAAGUAGAGCAGCGCAACGGCACGAUCUGA